Molecule: messenger RNA, 5061 nt
Organism: Mytilus californianus (California mussel)
Lineage: Eukaryota; Metazoa; Mollusca; Bivalvia; Mytilida; Mytilidae
Product: L-threonine ammonia-lyase-like
Exons: 13
Coding region: 534-1967 (477 amino acids)
Biological process (GO): L-threonine catabolic process; L-serine catabolic process
Molecular function (GO): L-serine ammonia-lyase activity; threonine deaminase activity
Source: RefSeq, a predicted model, not a curated record
UGGCUAGUUUGAGUGGAAUGACCACCAGUUAGAACUGGCUGCGGAUAGGUGCUGUAGUAAUAAUAAUUUUAUAAGUAACACAUUACACUUGAAAAUUAUUGUUUGUUAUUUUUAUACGGAGAAUAAAAUGCGAUUUGUUUAUUGAAAAAAAAAAUUUAUUUGUUGACAAACAAGGCACAUGAUAAAGAAAGCAUUUGAUUGGUCAAUUUACACACACCCCCUAAUCUGUGUACGGUAAGCCGGUAUAAUAUAAUUUUUCAGUAUCCAUAGUUUAAAUUGCUUCAUACAUAUAGUAACUAUAUACUUUCCUAAAGCGAAUAUUUUGCAUUUUUUACAUUACUGUAAGCAAGACUAAACCAAAUAUCAAAUAAAACUACGUUCUCGUUAAUCACAGUAUUUAGUUUCUCGUUGGUUAAUUGGUAUACCGUAGUAUCAAAAACAGGUGUGAAGGUCACUGUAGUUUCACGCUAGAGACAGUGAAGAAUUUUUAACAAAAAGUAAAGGAGUUUGGGAAAAAAAAGGUGUGACUGAAUAUGAGCACAGGACAUAAGCGAACCUCUGGAUCAGGAAGAUUGCUGACUGGGGUUGGAAGUGGACAGGCAAAGACACUGAAAGAAUCCCCUCCCAAUAAAAAAGCAAGAAAUUCAAAACAUGGAGAAUCCUCCGUGAAUGCAGAAAUAAGCUCCAGUAGUAGUCCUGUAAAACCAGAAACAUUGAUAGACAUUUUCUGUGACCCAGAAAACCCUAAGAAAGUCCAGUUCCAAGAUGUUAGUGCUGCUGCUUACAAAAUUAAAACUGGAAUUUUUCACACACCAUGUUCUAAAUCCAGACUGUCAGAUCAACUGGGAAUGGACAUAUAUUUUAAAAAAGAAUUCCUACAAUUUACUGGAAGUUUCAAAGAAAGGGGUGCUAGAUAUGCCUUGUUAUCUUUAACACCAGAACAAAAGAAAGUUGGUGUGAUAGCAGCCAGUGCAGGGAACCAUGCCUUAGCUUUAUGUUACCACGGAGUUGACCUCGGCAUCCCAGUAACAGUUGUUAUGCCAAAAAUAGCUCCAUUGAUGAAAGUUCAAAAUUGUAGAACCUAUGGUGCUGAAGUCAUUAUACAUGGCAAAAGUAUAUUUGAGUCAAGAGAGUUUGCAAUGAAGAUGGGAAAAGAAAAUGGGAAGAUGUAUAUAAAUGGGUAUGACCAUCCACAUAUUAUAGCAGGACAGGGAACUAUGGGAUUGGAAAUAUUAGAACAAGUACCAGAUUUAGAUGCCUGUAUUAUACCUGUUGGUGGUGGUGGGCUGCUGGCAGGGACAGCCUUAGCUAUAAAAAAUUUAAAACCAGAUGUCCAAGUUAUUGGAGUAGAGUCUGAGAAUUGUCCAAGUUUUUCUGCAUCGCUGAAAGCUGGAAAGGCUGUUUAUACAGAGUCCUUAUCCACUUUGGCUGAUGGUCUUGCUGUGCCAGUAGUAGGAGUAAAUGCAUUAGAGACAGCUAAAGAUUUCACUGAUAAGAUGGUUGUAGUCAAGGAAGAGUCUAUAGCCUUAGCUAUACUUAGGCUUAUAGAAGUAGAGAAGUCAGUAAUAGAAGGAGCUGGUGCUGUUGGAUUAGCUGCUGUUAUAGAGGGCUUAUUACCAGAACUCAAAAAUAAAAAAGUUGUAAUAGCCCUUUGUGGAGGUAAUAUAGAUACGACAAUUCUAGGUCGUGCCAUAGAGAGAGGUUUAGCAGUGGAUGGUAGAUUAGUGAGAUUUGUUGUAACUGUUAGUGACAGACCUGGAGGCAUUGCUGAACUUGCCAAGUUACUGUCCCAUAAUGGUGCUAGCAUCAAAGAUAUGUUUCAUGAAAGGGCUUGGUUAAAAUCUGACGUUUUCUCUGUACAGGUUAAAGUUGUAGCUGAAACAAGGGAUCAAGAACAUGCAGAUGAAAUACACACAGUAUUAAAAGCUAAUUACAAGCAGGUGGCUUGGGGUCCAAGAUAUUUUUAGGUUUUGUUAGUUUUAAGUGCAAGUCAGGAAUAUCAAAUGACUGUAUCUGUUUUUAUGUUAUCAUCCAUUUUAAUGAAUUGUUGUUUGGUGUUUUAUUUCUUGAAAUUUUAGAAUUCUUUAUUACCAUAGAUCAUUAGUUUAUAUUUUACAUUUGUAUUGUUAGAUUGAUAUUAACCGCUUUUCAUUUAUGACCAGAAACUUUUUAGCUGGCUUUACUUAAAGUUGAGUGUUUAAACAAGUUUAAAGAUUUGUCAAUUUAAACUGUUUACAGAUGUUAUAUACUGUAAGCUGCACUGAACAUUCAUUAACAUUAUCUAUCUUAGUUAUAAAAUAGUGUUUUUUUUCACCGUUUAUGAUUAAUUCAGUAUUUUAAAAAUAAGUAGCUGUGUGUGAUUGUCAAUAUUCCAGCAUUGCUGUUUUAUCAGGAUCAGUACUUCACAGCACAACAUUACUGAUUUGCAAAACUAGAAGUUUACCAGUCUAGUAAUAAAUGUAGUAGUUACACAGUUUUAUUCUAUUUCUCUUGGUAAAUUAUUUUCUCCCUUUUUUUCAAACUUUUAUUGAAAUUAUCCAUGACAGAUCAAUCACAAUGAUCCUUGGUUGAAUUGAUAAAAAUAUAUAAUAUAUUAUCAUAUGGAUUUAAUUUGACACCGUAUGAAAGUUGGAUCUGUAGAAAAUAUUUGUUUUGGUUAAAAAAUACAGUAAUUUUUUUCAGAGCAAAAAAGACUAUAUGAAUGAAUACCUGAUUUUUAAUAAAAUCUUGCAUUCAUUCAACUGGUAGAAAAUGCAUUGAUAAAGUUUUAUACAAGUAGAGGGUAUCCAUUUACUUCAAUGCAAAGCUUGGAAUGUACUAAACUUUUAUUUUGUGUAGAAAGUGUACAUAAAUUACCAUAGUGUAUAUUAGACUAUUUAGUGUAUGAAACUUUAGUCCAAAGUUUGCCAAACAGUAGCAUAGUAAUCUUUGAAAUGUUAGAAGCAAAAUGAAAAAUUACUCAACAGUAAUUAUUGUUUGGAAAAUUAGAUUUAUUGACAACAAAGAACCCACUUUGUCUUAAUUAUGAUUUUAUUGAUACUACAAUGCUAAGAGGCCAUAAGAAGAAAACUACAUGUAAAUUUUUGAUAUGAUGUUUCUAAUACCAUUGGUUUUGUUGAGGUCACUCAAUCUUUAGUUUUCUGUGUGGUGUUUUGUUAUUAAUACAAACAGACUGAUUUUAUUUGAUCUUUUUGCUUUUGGUAAUGGUGUCAUCUGUUUUUAAUGGACUUAUCAGAAGUGUAUCUUUUUUUUUUGGGAGAGGGGGGGGGGGCUUGGAUGGGGCUUUAAUGAUAAAUGCAUAGAAUUUUUCCAAGUGUAACUCCAAACGUUGGCUUGACAGGGGCCCCCUUUUGUUUUAUUGAAAUCCUGGAUCCACACAUGCUUAUGGUCUUUGCUUGCCCCCUUGGUGUCUUCCCUCUUUUUUCUAAUGAACUCUUUUAAGUUGUCAUAAAAAGUAUACAAAAUUUUGUUCUUACCUGAAACUAUACUGGUGAGAAAGUUCAACCAAAGGUUUCAACUUUCUGGAUAUAAAAAAAUGUUUACAAAUGUUUUUAUGACUAGUCUCCUGACCCUGAGGUCAAAUCUAUGUAUACCGUAAAGAAAAUUUACAUUUGAAAAAUACUUUGGUUUUAAGGUACUAGUUUAUUCUACAAAUUGAAAAAAUCUGCAUGUAUUCCUCUAGUGCAGUAUUUUUAUGCCCCCGCCGUAGCGGAAGGGGCAUUAAGUUUUACCCUUGUUCGUCUGUAUGCCGUCCGUAUGUCCCAAAAUUGGUUUCCGUUCUCUAACUUUAGUUUGCCUCAACCAAAUGUUGUGAAACUUAUACACAAUGCUUAUUACCACAAAACACAGAUCAAGUUUGAAUUUUGGUGGCGUCACUUUAUCCGUUCUAGAGUUAUGCCCCUUUACAAAUGGAAAAUUUUCCAUUCUCUAACUUUAGUUUGCCUCAAUCAAAUGUUAUGAAACUUAUACACAAAGCUUAUUACCUUAAAACACAGACCAAGUUUGAAUUUUGGUUGCAUCACUUUUACUGUUCUAGAGUUGUGCCCCUCUACAAAUGGAAAAAUUGCUGAAUUUUUCGUUUACGUUCUCUAAUUUUAGUUUGCCUCAACCAAAUGUUGUGAAACUUAUGCACAAUGCUAAUUAUCACAAAACACAGAUCAAGUUCGAAUUUUCGUGGCGUCACUUUUACCGUUCUAUAGUUAUGCCCCUUUACAAAUGGAAAAAUUGCUGAAUUUUUCGUUUCCGUUCUUUAACUUGAGUUUGCCUCAACUAAAUGUUAUGAAACGUAUACACAAUGCUUAUUACCACAAAACUCAGAUCAAGUACAAAUUUGGGAAGCUUCACUUUUACUGUUCUUGAGUUAUGUUCCUUUAUAACGUUAUAUGCAAGCGGGGGCAUCAUCUGUGUCCCAAGGACACAUUCCCCAUUUAUUUAUUUAUACGAUAAUCAUAUUUGCAAAACAAAGCCAACUGCUGCAGUCUAAUUGUUGACUUAAUCAUCAAUGUCAGGGUUAAAUAAUGGUCUCAACAAUGGUUUGUUUAUAUUUCAUUCGGUGAGGAAUGUAUUCAAAUUGUCUUUUAUGUAUAUAAUUAAGUUUUGUUAAAAUCUGAUGUAAGACAAUAUUCCUGUAGCAUACCAACAUAAAGGGCCAGUAUUUAUUUGUGUUGAACAAAUUUUUGAAUGUCUCAGCUACCACAAUUUAUAUAUACUUGUGUGUUUUACAUAUGAAUUUAUGUCAUUUUGCUAUAUAUUUUUUUAAGAAUCUUCAGUUUAUUACCAACCACUUGUAUUUAAUGGACUGUUUUAUUUUAUUUAUUUUUAAUUGUUUAAUUUUGUUUUGUGCAGUUAUAUUAACCAUUCAUAUUUGUGAAAACAUUUUUACUUAUACAUAUUUUUUUUUAUAUAGUGAUGAAACAACAGCCUCAAUACUCAUUGGAACUUUGAAUUGAAUGAAGGAUAUUCAGUAUUCUUUUUUGGAAACAUUGCAAAAUAGACACUGACCUAUAUAUUUAUGAGUUAUAAAAUUGAUUUGCAACUGAAAAAACAAUACUCAUUACAAAU